AUGGAAGCCGACAUCCUAACUGGAGAAGAAUUGUGUGAUUUGGAGCUUGAACCUGUGAGUAACUUAAAAUGCAAUGAUGUUGCUAUCGAAAAGAAUCAGGUAUGCUCCUCUCCUAAAAGAGCUCGGAAAGAGGAAUCAGCUACUGGCGGCGCUGCUUUGCUUUUGGAGCAGGAUGAUAGGAUUGAAGACGCUGAGGAGAUGUCGGAAUCUCUUCACAUGUCUGAACCUUCGUCAGCAUUACCACACCAGCCGAGCUUUUUAGCAAAACAAGCUGUACAAGCACAGCAAACAUGUGCGACAUCUAAAUCUACUCCGUCUCCACCAAAACGCAUCGUAAUAGAUUCGGAGGAUUCAGAAUCGCUAGAUGGACGCCCUAACGAAAGCUCUCAGCGAAUCUUAGAGAAUCCUGGAAAACGGCCAUACUCUUUGGUUGAAAAAAACUUCUUAGCUUCCUUGGAACGCGAUGCCGUAGAGGAACAAGAUGCCUACCAAGAUCGCUUGUCAGAGAUGCGGAUGAUUGUUCUAAAUUAUGAGAUAAAAAGAAGAAUAGAGGACAUGGAAAAGCAAACACCAUAUCAGUUUGGACUUGCGGAGGAGUUAGAGGAGAUCUUCAAGCAAAAUGUAGGAGAUCGCGUGGGCUUUGUGAAGUGAGC
Strongylus vulgaris is the source of this 653-nucleotide messenger RNA. NCBI's taxonomy places the organism in Eukaryota, Metazoa, Nematoda, Chromadorea, Rhabditida, Strongylidae. The record is from the annotation of a GenBank genome assembly.